AAACCACCCUCUUUCUCUCAUCGUCGACCCUUCCUUCCUUUCUUUCUUUCUUCCUUCCUUCGGUGGGCGGUCUCCUCUUAUUUUGACCUGCUGACCGUUCCUUUACCCUGCCUUCUUACGGUGCCAUACCGGUACUCGCCAGCUCGCCAUCACCACGACCACCUCCUUGCUUUGUUUUCGUUCCUCGUCACCCCCGCUCAUUCUUCACCGUUUGAUAGCGUAUCCUCUGUGAGGGUAGUAUUUUUAUUUUUAUCACCAUCUUUUCUGCUUUCCCUCUCUCUCUCGCUCCGUUGCUGCAACUUUUUACGAGUGGAGGAGAGAAGAGAGAAAGGGGAAAAAAGGAAUAUAAUAAAAAAGCUUUACGAACCCACAAACCACAGGGAUUCGGGUUCCGAUAAGGCAGUCGGUGUCAUGAGCCUUGAAGCGAAGGUUGUUGUUUUGGGAACUCAAGGUUGGUUUGGCUCGUCUUUGUGGUCCCUGGGUGGGAUUACCGGUAGCUGAUUCCGGCGGGUGUUUUUUUUUUUUUCGGAGGGCGGUAGGUGUCGGGAAGACUUCUUUGGUGGUUAGAUACGUCAAGAAUACCUUCGAUCCGGCUUCGGAAUCGACGAUUGGCGCUUCGUUCUUGGCAAAGAGGGUGGUUGUUGAUGAUUGUCUUGUGAGGCUUCAGGUAUGACCUUGAUUGAUAAUCCGGUUAUCCAUGGUUAUCGCUGCUGAUGUUGGUUAUCCCUGUAGAUUUGGGUGAUAACCCCCCUGCACAGCGCUUGUGAUGAUAUAUAUGCCGGUGGUUGUGGGGUCAUGAUUCUGACGGGUAUCGGAUCACCUUUUUGCAGGACACCGCGGGCCAGGAACGCUACCGCUCGAUUUCGAAACUCUACUAUCGUUCCGCUAAUUGUGGGAUUCUUUGCUACGACAUUACUUCGGAAGCCUCGUUUCUGGCGAUGCAUUCAUGGUAAAUAGAACCUCUUUCCCCCUUCUUGCGCUUGCGCUCAACUUGCCCAUCUUUUCUCCCCUGAUAUUAUUAUCUUCCACAUGCACACAUACAUCGGUUUCUUCGUCUUUUUCUUUUUUUUUUUUUUCCCAUGCCAACUUAAAAACCAAUACCCCGUCAAUGCUACUUCUAAAGGCUUGUCGAACUCAAGAAGAAUGUAAACAACCAAAACAUAAUCAUCCACAUCGUUGGUACGAAAGCGGAUCUCGUCAAUGCGGACCCCUCGAAGCGUGAGGUUUCAUUCGAUAGGUGCGUUGCCUACGCCGCCGAGCAUCUGGGUGAUGGUGAGGAUGCGUCGUGGCUGGGAAUGGAUACCUGCCAUGAGAUUUCUGCGAGGGAUGAUCAAGGUGAGUUUUUGCCCCCGUCCAUGCUGCAUUAAACGGUGCCCUUGCCCGCUUUUCCCCGCACGGACUGGUAAUAGACGUCUGUCUGGUGGUCGCAGGAAUCGAUGAGGUGUUUCAGGUAAUUGCGCGCAAGCUCGUUGAGCGCCGUGCGGAGAUUGAUCAUGAGAGAAUAUAUGGACCCGGGUAUUCCGGUGAAUUUGGAAGAGGAAGGGGUGGGGUGGAUGCCGCAGGUGAACGUGGCGGGGUGAAGAAGAAGAAGGGUGGCAUAUGUUGUUAG
Messenger RNA from Tuber aestivum (summer truffle), 1609 nucleotides. The record is from the annotation of a GenBank genome assembly. NCBI's taxonomy places the organism in Eukaryota, Fungi, Ascomycota, Pezizomycetes, Pezizales, Tuberaceae.